AUUCUCAAUAAAUACAAUUUACAUGAAUAAACAAUACCCUACCUAUAUAGUUAAGGAAACACCUAGAAAUACUCAAUAAAAUGAAGAACCUCUUAAUAAACGAUUUAUUAUAACCCAUGAUCAGACUAAGUUAUCAUACAAAGAUAUUUAGUAAACUCAAUAAAAAAAUGAAUAAUCAAAAAACAAAUAACUAUUGUAAAAGGAAUAUGAUACUAAGUGCAUUACUUAUACAGAUUAAUAUUAUUCAUUUCUAAUUAAUUAAAUGCUAAGUCGUUUUGCUGCUUUAGAAAGUGCAUCUUAAGCUGCUACUGCUUAACCUUUAUUUAAAAUGCUUAGAGGUGUAACUAAAAAGUUUAUGUUUAAUGAACUAGAGGUCCUCUUCUUUUUACACAUUAUAGAAUCAUAAAAAUGGAGAUUUGAUGAUGACCCUCUCAUUUAAAAUUUUAUUUAGUAUUUUAAGUAGGACUUUUUGUGUAAUUCUGAGGUAAUUUUUAACUAUAUUAUUAGAUUUACAAUCUUGAAGCUUACAAAAAGCUUUUACUUUUCUUAGUUUGUUGUGGCUAUACUAUUAAAUGCUUUUUUAACGAAUAAAAUGAUUAAGACAUUUUACUAAUCACUGAACAUAUUUAAUCUUAUUGCAAAGAAGAGUAAAUUUAAUUUGUUAUUUUUAGUUUUAAGAAGUUUAUUGAAAAUUGGAGAUAAACCUAUAUGAAUGGAGCAUUAAGAACUGCUCCUAGGAUUAUUAAUAAGCUAUUUUGUAAACUUAUGAAAAUGCCAAGAGAUGGUAAAUAAUAAGAUCUCUAACUCGAUUAUAAUGCAUUAGUAGAUUCAAUCAUUUAAUUAUCUCCACCUUAUUUAAGUAAUGAUAAUAAAACCUAAAAAAAAAUUGAUAAACUUUAAAAUAAAGAAGAAUAAUAAUAAUUAGAGAUCUAGUAAGAUUAAUAAAUUUAACCAAUUAAUCUUCAAUAAAAUCAAUAACUUCAAUUUUCAGCUUAAUUUAUAUUGCCAUUUUAAUCUAAUUAACCAAACCUCAAUUUAUUUAAUUCAUUUUAAUUAAAUAAUUCGGACUUUCUUGAUCCAUUUAAAUAAUCAGAUGGUUUAUUUGUAUCCAACAUUAAACAAGAAGAAAGUCAAUCAUAACUUAUUAAAUCCACAAAUGUAUUUAAAAAAUGA
This is a messenger RNA of Paramecium sonneborni, 1173 nucleotides long. The record is from the annotation of a GenBank genome assembly. NCBI's taxonomy places the organism in Eukaryota, Ciliophora, Oligohymenophorea, Peniculida, Parameciidae.